GAAUGCGUGCGCGAGAAAGCACUUGGGCAAUAAUAAUCGGCGGCGCACACGAUAUUAGCAUAAAUGCAUUAUUACCAGACGACAGCUCUAAUGUCGUGCGACAACCCAACAAAAGCUGUGAUGCAACAUCAGCGCGCCUAAUGGCUCCACUUGAGUACGGCCUGGUAAUGAGCAAAACACUACUUUGCUACGUGCCCUAAGCAUUCCACUCUGAUAAGUUCCUUCAACGAUGCGGCUCUACCCGCUCCUUUUUCUCCUGCUCUUGGAAAAUGUUUGCAGUUUCAAUUUGAAUACAAAUAACACUUUGGUCUAUAAAUCGGUGAACGAAGGUGAUUAUUUUGGAUUCAGCAUUGGUCUCUACCCUGGAAGUGAAAAUGACGAUCCUUGGUUGCUUGUGGGUGCGCCAAAAUCAAAAGCAAUUAUGGAAGGAAAUGCCUCAGUGCCAGGUGCAGUUUACAAAUGCCCCAUUAAGGAACCGUGUCGCAAAUUGAAACUGGACUACACUUUUGACCUGAUCAAACAAAAAUUUCAGUAUAUAAAUUAUUUAACAAUUGACAAGAACACUUUCAAUGAAAUAUCCGACUGCCUUGUUAAAGGCGACUGUUCUGCAGCUGAAGGAAAAAUGGACAGUUUAAAUGCUAGGAAAUACUCGGACUACUACGAUUCAGCAAUGCUAGGAAUGUCUCUUGACGUCACACAAGAUCAAUUCAUAAUUUGCAGUCCACGAGUGAAAAUUUAUUAUCCAAGCAUGCCAGUCUUUCUUCGGAUAUAUGGCUUCUGUUAUUGGGGAGCUUCAGAUAAACUGGGUACCAAAUCAACAAGAACCAUUGUACCCUUGUUUUCUCGAAGAAAUGAUGGCGAGUUCCUGAAAGCAGGCAAUAACAAUGAUACUACCAACUUUCAUUUCAUUUGGGCCCAAGCUGGAUUUUCAACUCAACUAUACAAGGAGGGCCGCAGUGUGAUACUCGGGGCUCCAACUGCCAGGGGUAUAGAGUUAGGCGCCGUCGUUGUUUACAAAGAUCUGAGUAAAUUUGAAGCUCCAGAAAAAACCUGGUUUCGACGAGAAGAAACAAAGUACUUAGGUUAUGCAGUAUCAAUCGGCCGAUAUUAUUCUACCAGUGAAGAGUAUUACGCAGCAGGAGCCCCUGGUUCUGAUUCAAAUGGACAGGUGGUCAUUGGACGGAAAAAUUAUGCAAAAGAAAUACUUAAGGUGGAACAAGCUGAAGGAGCAGAACAUUUUGGUGCUGCGCUCGCAUCAGGUGAUUUGAACGGCGAUGGUUUAGACGACUUGCUUGUUGGGGCACCGCUAUAUUCAAAUCUUGAAACUUUGCAAAAUGAAGGAAGAGUCUUCGUUUAUUUAGGAAGCAAUUCAGGAAAAAUGAAGAGACCAAAGUUAAAUGCCGUAAUUAAUGGAAAGCACAAAAGUGGCAGAUUUGGAUUGACAAUUGCCUGCAUUGGUGAUAUGGACCGAGACGGAUAUGAAGACUUUGCAAUUGCGGCUCCGUACGCUGAUGCUGAUUCAGGAGAAGUUCAAAUUUUCUAUGGUAGUAAAGAAGGUCUAAUGCAUCAGCAGACUUUAAAAGGGCGAGAAAUUUAUCCAGGAUUGUCUGGAUUUGGUUAUUCUAUAUCUCGGGGACAAGACAUCGAUAGAAAUGGAUAUAAAGAUAUUGCCAUUGGGUCAUACCGGAGCGGGCAUGCAGUAAUAUUUAGAUCGUACCGAGUGGUCACCUUAAAUAUUUCCAUGGAUUUUGCUGAACAGGCUCUUUCGGUGAAUGCAACUUCUGUCCUAUUUAAGUAUUGCAUAAAAUAUGACGGAAAAAGCAAGCCAAAAUUGCUCGAUGUAGCUUUUGAACUCAAGUUGGACGAUAGGCUUACUGCUGGAGGAAUUUUAAGCAACGUCGUCACGGUUUUUGAUGGAAAUUCAACGUGCAUUUCGGAGAAUUUCACUGUUCAUCGUCAAACUGUUAAAAUCCCAAUUAAAGUUACUGGUCGCUUCGGGGUAGUGUGUGACAAGGCCAGAAAUAAAUCCAGCGUUAUAAUUCCUACCACAAACGCCACACACAAACUGCCGGCAUCUGAUUUGUUUGACGUGAAUUGCGCCGUUUUAAGAGACAAAUUUGUAGAGGCAAGUGCUGAGAUUAGUUUCUUGUUGGAUUGCGGUAACAAAUCUUAUUGUCAACCAAAUUUCACUAUAAUCAUGACACUUCAUAACAAACAAGACCCAAGAAAGUCGGAAGACAUUUUGGUUGGAUCGGAUGAAGCAUCGCUAAAUUUGCGAAUUGAAAACAAGGGUGACCAUGCCUUCAACACCACAGUCCACAUUCAACUUCCUGAAAGCCUUAACAUUUCUGAAAGUUGCGAGAAGAUAAAUGAAACAACUAUUUGCAACGUCGGAAAUCUGUUUGCUGGUUCCAGUUGGUCCCAGCAAAUGUAUAUUACCCAAGACAAAUUAUCUGGUGAAGCACUGAACUUUGCAGUUGAAGUAGCCGCUGAUGCUGAUGUUCUGAGCAGAAAAUUGCUAGCAACGAGUUUUUCAGUUCCUCUCACUUACGCAGCAAACAUUUCAGUUUUCGGAAUUAAGAAAGAUGAAACGUAUUUGUUUAGCUUAAAUAAAAAGGCUAUAAAUAUGUCUUCUAGGGUUCAGACAUCUUUUGAAUAUUUGCUGGAGAAAUCAGGGCCCAGUCCAUUGAGUGAAGUUAUUCUCAUAGUAAGCAUACCAGUGGCAAAAAAUACAACGGAAAUUAAAAAAUUUGUGACCAUAUGGAAUCCGCAAUUCUUUGAAACAGGAGAGUGCAAAUUUUCGGACGCCAAAAUAACCCAUCCGAGCAAAGAGCGCAACACUACAUAUGAAAAAAGUGAGACACUUUUCAUCGACUGCAUCAGUGGUGAAUGGUUGUGCCAGCACAUCCAGUGCACCAUUUCACUACCUACAAAAACUCAGAGCGCCUCCUUGAAAAUUGAUAUUGAAAUAGAAACAUCUCUUUUGGAAUCGAACUUCAAAUCUAAAAGUUUUAUACUGUUCGAGUCUGCCGUAAAAGCUGAAGUAACGCAACCCAAAAACGUUCAGGGCCAAAGCAUUGGGUUUGACCGCGUUUCAGUGGUCAUGUUUCAACCAAGCGAGGCUCCGAAGGUGGCAUAUUGGGUUUACGCCGCUGCAGGGGCUGGCGCGUUGCUGCUGCUUCUUCUUAUCUCUAGUGGGUUGGCAAAGGCUGGAUUUUUUGAUAGAAAAAUUCACGACGAAAUAAAAGUCAUGAAAAGACAAACUGGUACGUUGGCCACGCAGCGCUUUACAGUGGAAGAAGUCGAAGGUCGCAUAGAGCAGUUGUUCAAAGCUGAGCCUGAAGACACAAUGGCCACGGAAUAAUAUUUGAAUGCACUUUUUUAACUGCGUUAAUUAUUCUUUUCUACUUUCAAUUUUAGUCAAAUAUUGGAAAGAAUUAAUAUAUAAAUAGCCAAAUAUUUUUGGUGCUUCAAAAUAAUUUAUUGUUAAUGGUGUUUUUAUGCAACGUGGUAUUUUAAAGGGGUUUUUAAUCAAGAAUUGAAAUUAUUGAAUUGAAGAGAUCGGGCUUUUCCUCGUUGAAAAGCCCAAUCUCAUUCCAUGAUCAUCUCCUCGAGUGUAAACUUCUUCAAACAAAAUUGAAAUUAUUAUGUGACAAUAUAAUCAUCAAUUAUCAGUAUAUAGAGUGAAAAAUGCUUGUCCUUCCCAAAAUUGUUGCUCUACUGUUAUCUGCUUUAGUUUCAUGAUUGGAGGCAAAAUAAAAAUUAAAAUA
This is a messenger RNA of Neocloeon triangulifer, 3770 nucleotides long. Its product is annotated as integrin alpha-4-like. The record is from RefSeq and is a predicted model, not a curated record. Lineage: Eukaryota; Metazoa; Arthropoda; Insecta; Ephemeroptera; Baetidae. Gene Ontology annotation, molecular function: integrin binding. Gene Ontology annotation, biological process: cell-matrix adhesion; cell adhesion mediated by integrin; integrin-mediated signaling pathway. The transcript has 23 exons. Gene Ontology annotation, cellular component: integrin complex; external side of plasma membrane. The coding region runs from base 230 to 3364 and encodes 1044 amino acids.